UCCUAGACCUAAGAUCAAAAGUUUUUAAAAUCGCAAACGACAUGCCCCGACAGCUGCGUGUUCGCACAUCCCGAUCAAAUUACUAUGCUUCGCUUCCGACUAUAGGCGACGAAGAAGAUAGUAGCGGGAGUGACUAUGCCCCCGAGGAUCUACAUAGUAAUGACCCCGAAAAUCGGUCUAGGCCUCUACCCUCGAUAACGCGAAUACGACCGUCCCAUAAGCCCCCACAGUUUGUACAGGCAUAUACUUCCAAGAUGUCUGCUCCGAGAGCUGCGAAGAUGAAUGCACUGCCAAAUCCUAGCGUCCAUCAUCGACACAAAGCCAUGCCAGUUUUUCUUCGUAAGGAAAAAGUCGAGCGACUUGAUGCUCCUCCUACGCUCUUCAACCCACCAACGAUUGUGUCAACCAAUAGUAUGACAUCAGAACAAUUUCUAACGGAUCGCAUCAGUAGGGCUUGGGGUUAUAACGUUGGCCCUGGUCCUGUAUGGGAUAUCAUGGAAGACCGGUCAUGCUUCAAGGAGGCUUUGGAAGGAGAACAGAAUCCAAUAAAUGAGUCGUUCAGGCGUCCCAGAGUCCAUCAAGAUGUUGAGGUGAAACCUGGAUGGACGAGACUGAAUGAAUGUGAUGCUGCGAAGUACUUUCCCACUGACACUGUGCUAACAGAUGAUGGUCAGCCGCGCCCCCCUGCACCUGUACAUUGCUUCCUUGGACCGUAUGGUCGCCAGACUCGCGUUGAGAUGGCUAUGUUCGACAGUCACGCUACAUCAGAAUAUAUGCCUGGCAGCACAUCUUUCGUCUUCAAUGUUGGAUCUCCUGCGUGGGGCGUAGACUGGUGCCCGACAUAUCCAGAUGACCGACCCCAUCGAGGUUAUAAACAUUACCUGGCGGUCGCCCCUUUCUCUUCGCGGUCGCACUCACCGAUGAUCGGUGCGAAAGUCCUGCGUCCCGUUCCUGGGUGCAUACAAAUAUGGGGUUUGGAGUCCAAACGAGAGAACACCUCGCAAGAAGACCGCUCGCUGGCCGGUGAGAUAAAGUGCGAGAUGGUCGUUUGCUUAGAGUCAGGGCCUGCAUUCGAAAUCAAGUGGUGCCCUCUUCCCUCGCACGAUCAGUGGAAUGAAGUUCAUAUGGAAGAACACCCGCGAAAGCUAGGGCUACUAGCAGGGACAUUUGAAGACGGUUCGCUGUCCAUAUAUGUUGUUCCAGACCCAGAGGAUGUAAGGAGUAAAGAUGAUGACUCAACACGUCCGACAUCUGUACAUAUACCCGAACCACUUCUCCGGAUCGAGCUAGAGGAAACUUGCUGCUGGUCUCUUGACUGGGCUAAUAGUGAAACCAUUGCUGUUGGUUGCACAAAUGGUUACGUCGCUGUAUAUGACAUUGGUCACGCAAUCAGGACAGGUCAGGGCUCAAACAUCCUCCCAACCCAUUACAUUUCAAUACAUCAAUCCGCGGUACGAGCCCUUUCAUGGAUUCGUAUCCCGCCGACGAAUGGCUCUGGCGUGCCAUCGACCUCCGAGGAUCCAACAGUUCUGGCUACCGGCGGAUACGACGGCAUGGAAUGUCUGAUUGACAUUCGAGAACCACAUGGAAAUAUUGUAAACAGGACACGGGAUGUGAUCAAUAGCACCACAUACUCCCCGUUCGCGGGCGGACCGAUCAUGAUCGAUCACGACAACAGCGUCAAAGCAUAUGCAAUAUCUCCUAGUACGCUAGGCAGAGGGCACGUACUUCUGGAGCCCGAUGGACCAGUGUGGAGCGUCAGUGCAUCGGAAUACCACGCUCAGUUAGCGGUCGGUUCAGCAGAUGGCUCUUGCGUAACAACCAACACUCUGAAAACAACAAGGAGAGGAGGGUCGGUCCCAUUCUUCUUCCGCAAGAUCUUUCAGUUGGACUACAGCCGAAAGACAGGAGAGUUUCGUAUGUUAGACCAUUUCCUUCCGCAAGAAACUCAAGAAAGGUCCACAAAAUUGAAAGGGAAACAAGCCAAAAAAGAUGAAUCUGAGACAAGCACCAGUACUGGUGUAUGGCCAUCCGAAGUAAGCGUCCAUCGUGUUACUUGGAACAUGGGUAAUGGUCUGGGCGGAGCGCCGCUACUCGCGUCUACUACGGGUUCAGGACUAUGUAGGGUGGAUUGGUUGCUAGGACGUUGGAUCCGGAACAAGGUACCAUACGUGAAUGUGCCAAACAUGAGGAAAGAGGUUGACGAUGUAAUGGACGAGGAUAGUGGGGAUGAAGCUGUAUAGUUGAUGUAUCAAUCCUUAUAGCACGAUAAAAAUUCGGAUACAUUAACGUUAACGUUGUCAUUCACUAGUAGGCCACCUGAGACUCACGGUAGUCCAUCCGUAUCUGCCAGUAGCAACGAGCGCACAGCGACCAGUCACCGCUACAUAUCGAUAUCGUUUUCGUUCAUUUUCCAAAUUUUUGAUGCGCGCCCUAUGUGCACUGCUAAUGGAUGGUAUUGGGACAGGCUAUAGUUGGAUCUUUGGGGAUGGUGCACAGUUGGUGGGCCAAACAGUGCAUGUUGAAUGAAGCGGAGAAGUUUUGCAAAGCACUGCAGUACGCAGUCAACGUUCAUGUAAACAUGACGCGUUUCCAAGAUGCGAAAGACUUGGGCGCAAGGCUCUUGCCUUGUAUAUUGAAGCGAAAUGAUGCACUGCUCCCAUAAGGCACUUCUUCGCCU
This is a messenger RNA of Suillus discolor, 2680 nucleotides long. RefSeq lists its product as uncharacterized. The transcript is spliced from 13 exons. Gene Ontology annotation, biological process: transcription by RNA polymerase III. The coding region runs from base 42 to 2243 and encodes 733 amino acids. Gene Ontology annotation, molecular function: protein binding. The record is from RefSeq and is a predicted model, not a curated record. Gene Ontology annotation, cellular component: transcription factor TFIIIC complex. Lineage: Eukaryota; Fungi; Basidiomycota; Agaricomycetes; Boletales; Suillaceae.